UAUAUAUAUAUAUAUAAUACAAUCAUUUUAUUUCUUACCAAUGUUUUGUAUUGAAUCUAUAAUCUAAAACAUGAGUGGCUCUGUGGAUCCAUCAGGCAGGCUUGACAAUGGUCUCACAGUGCGAGCAAGGGAUCGAUGCACAUUGCAGUGACAGUCUGUGAAGAGUUCAGUCAUGUGUUAUCGGCCUCCACUGAGCUGAUCAGACAGUCAUGUUCACCUCUGUCACUCAACUAGACUUCUCUCCCCCUCUAAGGGCGGGAGUGCUUUAAACAGCCGGUCUCUGUCACGCUCUCAAUCCCAUAACAGCUCACCUGUCCUGCCUACACCUGUCCCCCACCACAAAGCAACCCACAGGUGGAAUGUACUUAUAGCAAUACCUGACCCCAUUCAAGUCAAUGUAAUUCUAUUUCUAUGGGUGUAGCCAACUGUACAAUUGAUGGGGGCAGGCCUCAGAAACCUCACAGCUGCUCUUCCAUCCCUGUCUCUACCAGGGUUUUUCACUCAGUAGCAGCAGUAGGUAAGUACAGUUAAUACGUGUUGAUCAGAGAGCCUUGUACAGCUUCACUAUGAACCUGCAAAGCAACGGCCUGUCUGUUCAGUGGUACCUGAAGUCCAAGCCGGUGGGAAAGGUGAGGCGGCGUGUACAGGAGAUGAAAAACCCAUCUGUCUCCCUGGUGUCUAGCGACGUUGACCUCAGCCACAACGAGAGCACCCGAUUGGCCAUGGACGCCCUGCUGAACGAGGGAUUGGACAUGUACCAGGAAGUACUGGCCAGAGAGGGCGAGGUGGACUUCCUGUCCAAGGAGGAGAAAGGUUACAUCCUGGAGAACGCUACAGACCUGAGCACCAGCAGUCUCUGUGAGACGGAGAACGACGACCAGGCAGAGGGCUCCACCGCCUCUUCCCAGACAGAGACCUGUUGUCCAUCCAUGUCUGAGAGCGAGCCCCCUGGCCUGGACCAUGGCUGGCCGGCAGAGGGCUGGAGCUACCGCCUGCAGGAUGAACCCAGUGUAGAGGUCUACUUCCAGUCUGACAGAGCAGCCAGCAUGAAAGACCUGCUCAGAGAGUUCAUCAGCAAGGCCACAACUGUUCUGGCGAUUGUAAUGGACACAUUCAGUGAUGUGGAGAUGUUCUGUGACAUACUGGAGGCAACCAGGAAGAGGAACGUGUCCGUCUACCUGCUCCUGGACCAUGUCAACCUGCAGGUCUUUGUCAAGAUGUGUGAGACGCUACAGAUCAACAGCAAUCAUCUCACUAAAAUGUCGGUCCGUAGUAUACAAGGAGAGACCUAUUGUGCAAAGUCUGGAAGGAAAUUCACUGGACAGAUCAAAGAGAAGUUCAUGAUCGUUGACUGCACUGAAGUGCUGGCUGGAUCAUACAGCUUCACCUGGCUGUCCUGGCAGGUCCACAGAAGCCUGGCUGUGCUCUUCAAGGGCAGCGCGGUCGAGCCUUUCGACCUGGAGUUUAGGAAGCUCUAUGCCAGCUCCAAGCCUGUGCCAGCCUUCCUCACAGUGGCAGCUGAGUUCAACUUCAACCUUACCAGGCCUCUUCUCACCCGUCUAGCAGCCACCACCUCAAACCCACUGACAAACCUUCCUAGCCCCAGUCCUGGUACCACAACCCAGAACAGAUACUUCAACAACCAGGCUAUGGUUCAACCAACCACCACAGCCCAGCUCAUAUACUCUAACCAAAACCCAAUGGUUCAGCCAACGACAACUGCCCAGCAAAGAUACUCCAACACCCAGCCAACAGCACCACCAACCUCCCAAUGCUUGGUGAAUCAGUUGAACUACACAGGUCCCCAGAGCCACAGGUUUGACUGGAUCACGAAGAGGCACACUGCAACCAGGCCUGUCAUGUUCCAGAGAACCUUCUCCAGUGAUUAUAGUACUGGGGAAAACCUGGCCUGGCGACCCUUUAACAGCAAUUACCUUCUUUAUGGAGGGACAAUCGGCUUGUUGGACAGACACCCACUUCUCAAGACUGGCCAGUGGUUUACUGUUCCUAAAUAACUGAAAUGGCAACAUAUCCCAAAGUGACUGAAAUUUUACACCCUGUUUGAGGAAAAUUAUGUUCUCUCACAACUGAAAAUGGGCAAGUAAACUUCAUGGAGUAAAUGUGCCAGUUUUCCUUUCCUUGAUGCCUGGAGGACAGGAGGAGUACUUCAAUAUCUCAUGAGGAUGAUCAUUGUCUGCCUUAAGGCCGAUAGCUUUGUGUUUCAGUAAUGUUCAUUCAAUAGAGUAAAAACACGUCAUAGACAUGAAUUCCUCCUCCACCCAUCAACCCUGAUAGAACCACACUGAGUGACAGCCUGGUGAUGUGUGCUACGCUUACCCAAGGGCCUGGCCUCUUAAACAUACCUUCUGCCAAAUCUUGUGAUCCAUAUACUGUCAAGCCUGAGGUAAGGUAGCUUAGUGGUUAAGAGCGUUGUGCCAGUAACCGAAAGGUCGCUGGUUCUAAUCCCCGAGCCGACUAG
Molecule: messenger RNA, 2479 nt
Organism: Coregonus clupeaformis (lake whitefish)
Lineage: Eukaryota; Metazoa; Chordata; Actinopteri; Salmoniformes; Salmonidae
Product: protein FAM83A
Exons: 5
Coding region: 567-2015 (482 amino acids)
Biological process (GO): epidermal growth factor receptor signaling pathway
Source: RefSeq, a predicted model, not a curated record